Molecule: messenger RNA, 1736 nt
Organism: Rhineura floridana
Lineage: Eukaryota; Metazoa; Chordata; Lepidosauria; Squamata; Rhineuridae
Exons: 6
Coding region: 27-1736 (569 amino acids)
Cellular component (GO): plasma membrane
Molecular function (GO): protein binding
Source: RefSeq, a predicted model, not a curated record
UAUGUACUUCAACAUCCCUCCCUCGAAUGAUCUUUGGACUUGCUUUGGUUUGGGCAUCAGUGAAGCUCUCCAGGUUCCAGUGUGUCCUUGAAAAGGAGUAUUUCUGCUCUUCCAUUCCAAAUGGUUUUCCAGAAGGGCUGGCUUCUAUUCUGUUUGUUGUAACCAACCUUGAGGUUAUCAAUUCCACCAUCUUCAGUAGCCCAAGCUUGGCAUCAGUGGCCAGCCUUGCUCUAGCAAACAGCGGCAUCACGAAAAUUGAACCUGGAGCUUUCCAUGCUUUCCAAAGCCUCAGCAAGCUCAGCUUAUAUCAGAACAGUCUGACAGCUGUGACGGCCUCCUGGCUUUCCAACCCGGGGCGCUUAGAAAACCUUACAGCGGCCCAGAACCUCAUUGCCAAAAUAGGACCAGCCAGCUUUUCUGGGUUUUCCAACCUUACGACGCUGAACUUAGCAAACAAUCGAAUCCAUCAGAUUGCUAGCGGGAGCUUUAAGGACUUGCCCAAGUUAACACUGCUUGAUUUAUCUGGCAAUAAUUUAACAUCUUUAACAAGAAAUGUGUUCAGUGGCCUGAUGCCCCCUGUGAUGAAACUUGGUGGCAAUCCAUGGAAUUGCUCCUGUGAAAUUCAGGAUUUUGGAUUAUUUCUUCAAGAGCUGAUUAAUGCGUCGCUGCUUGAAGAUGCUGCCUCUGUUGUUUGCCGCAGUCCACCAAGCCUAGACAGGGUUCCUGUCUGGAACAUCUCUGACCUGAACUGCACGCCAGCCUUCUACUCGUCAGCAUACGGGAGCACCUUCCAUACAGUAGGAUUGCCGGCUUUGCUGGCUUGUUUAGGUACGUUGGCGUUUGGCGCGUUGCUGCUCCUGUUUUCCGUGGGAGCUGCGCAGCUCUGUCCUCCUGGGUGUCAUUCCUGCUCAGUCGGUGCAGUAGAAUGUGAGCAAGUCUCAUCGCUCUCGGACGAACGAGAAGUAGCCCUGGCUAUCCUUGGCCUGCAUCAUGACGCCGAGAAGUCAACGUCAGAAGACAUCUGGCAGUCUAGCUCUUGGUCAGCCCUUUGUCCUCCCUGCAGGAUUCUUCAUCGUGAGCAGAGUGAAGGUGAGACCGAGUCCACUUAUGAAUAUCCUUCUCCUCGGGCCAGCACGACACAGCUUGAUACGGUGUUUCCGCUGACCAAAAAGACCACCACACAAUUGAUUCUAAAGGAUUGGGACGGGAGACUGGGAGUCAUGGAGACCCUAGAAACGAAGAUGAUGGUUGACCACAGAGUGAGUGUGCACCCUCCAAGGUGUAUGAGCAUCAGAGGCUUGAGUGAAGAAAUACUGGAUGCAAAAAUGCCCUUGCAGGCUCUCACCACUGGUGACGAUGGUGUUGGCUCAUCUUCCAAUGCAUCAUCCAAUGCAACUGGUCUGAAUUCCUGCUAUGAUGCUCCUAUCGGCCCUCUGUUCAGAAUAGAUGAGAAUCUGUUGCUGCUGGAGCUUUCCGCGUCUGACAGGAGCUACAGUGAAGUGAUUUAUCCAGGUGUUCAGGGGGAUGGAUAUGAAGAGGUUGCAACCAUCACAUCAACCUGCCCUUUGGUUCAGAAAAUGCUCCAGAUCGAUUUUCCUCUUCUAGCUGAAGAGGAAAAUGCAAGCUGGUCAGGUGAGCGUAAGGAGGCUGGGCCAGCGGCCAAGCUGGUCAAAGAGAGGAGUGUGUGGUUGACCCAAGAAAGCUCUUCAGGAAGCGUUGGGGAAAAGGUUGCUUAA